Coffea eugenioides is the source of this 477-nucleotide messenger RNA. RefSeq lists its product as uncharacterized. The transcript has a single exon. NCBI's taxonomy places the organism in Eukaryota, Viridiplantae, Streptophyta, Magnoliopsida, Gentianales, Rubiaceae. The coding region runs from base 1 to 477 and encodes 158 amino acids. The record is from RefSeq and is a predicted model, not a curated record.
AUGAGGGGACCAAGCAUUACGCACUUAUUCUUUGCAGAUGAUUCCCUAAUCUUCUGCAAAGCAAACCAGCAACAAGCAACAGAACUUAUGAGGGUGCUGCAAGUGUAUGCCACUGGAUCAGGUCAACUGAUAAAUCUCGACAAGUCCUCCAUCCUGUUCAACAAAAAUGUGAGUCCAGUAGAGAAGCAAGAGAUCUGCCAGAUCAUGGGGAACAUGCAACAGGUCAGUCAAGGCAAGUACCUGGGCCUGCCAAUGGUGGUCACAAGAACAAAGGAACAGAUCUUUGGCUUCAUACGAACUAACAUACAGCAAAGGCUCCUCAAGUGGAAAAACAGACUUCUUAGUGCAGCUGGAAAGGAGAUAAUGCUCAAGUCGGUGUCCAUGGCUAUGCCCACAUAUACCAUGUCGUGCUUCAAAGUACCAAAAAGAUUGUGCAAAGAUAUCAGCUCCAUUAUCAGCUCCAUUGGGGAGAAGUAA